AAUCUAACAGCGCCGCUCGAGGUCUUUGACAUCGGAGAGCCACAACCAACGACAAGCGCGGAGAAACAGUCGCAAAACCCCAAGCGCGCACAUGGAGAUGGAGGCUCCGGCGGACCAAGCUAGCGGCAAGCACAUCGUUCUGGUGCACGUUGCAUGCGUCGGCGGCUGGGCCUGGUUCAAGGUGGCCACGCGGCUCAGGGACGCCGGCCACCGCGUCAGCGCGCCUGACCUCGCGGCGUCGGGCGUCGACCCCACGCCGCUGCGCGAGGUGCCGACGUUCCGCGACUACACCAAGCCGCUGCUGGACCUCCUGGAGUCCCUCCCGCCCGGGGAGAAGGUGGUGCUCGUCGGCCACAGCCUCGGCGGCGUGAACAUCGCCCUCGCCUGCGAGCUGUUCCCGGAGAAGGUCGCCGCCGCGGUCUUCCUCUCCGCCUUCAUGCCGGACCACCGGUCGCCGCCGUCGUACGUGCUUGAAAAGUUCGUCGAAGGAGGAACGCUGGACUGGAUGGACACGGAGUUUAAGCCUCAAGAUCCUGAGGGCAAGCUCCGUACUGCCAUGCAGUUCGGGCCGCUGGUCACGCGAGCAAAGUUCCUCCAGCUGUGCUCGCCGGAGGAUCUGACGCUGGGAAGAUCCCUGAUGAGGGUCGGCUCGAUGUUCGUGGACGACCUGAAACUGCAGUCACCGUACACCGAGGCCCGCUACGGGUCGGUGCGCAGGGUGUUCAUCGUCCUCAAGGACGACAACGCCAUCGUCGAGGGCUUCCAACGGUGGAUGGUGCAGAACUACCCCGUGGAGGAGGUCAAGGAAAUUGACGGCGCGGACCACAUGGCGUUGCUCUCGACGCCGGCCGAGCUCGCGCGCUGCCUCGCCGACAUCGCCGGCAAGUAUGCCGCCUGACGAUAUGGUACGGUGUGGCGCACGCUGCGCUUGCUGGUCUAUCUCUUUACCUUUGAUGACACGGUCUCGUUGCCGGCAAUAAUUUGUGAUUUGUCAGUGCUGUCUGUGUCCUUUCCGACCUUUGUUAGUAGUACUAUUGUUCUAUCUACUGCUCUUGUUACCUCAUGGUCGGACCGGGUGUUUUGUCCCUUUAAUUAUGUUUCCUCGACAAUUUUUUGUUGUUGAUUGGAUAGGUUUCGAGAUGUUUCCGAGACUUUAUAUCGCACUCAAUUUCAGAAAGAUGAUGUUUCAACGUCACAUCGCAUGGUGGUGCCAAAGUGAAUUUCCGGUGGGUGACUCGUUGUUGUGAUGCACUCAGCUUGCCUACUCGGAUUUACAGAGGAGGGAGAAGAUCAGGGGAGGGAGAGAUACAGAGAGACGGGGGAAAUGGUCUAGUUCUAUCUGAAAACUCGACAUUCUUCAAAAUAACCUUUUUUGUAGCUUGUGCAAAAAAGACAAAAUUUUAUGCCAUGAAACGCUAUUUAGAAGCAGUAAAAUUUGUCUUUUUUACUGAGACAAAACAAAAAUACUUUUUCACACA
Triticum aestivum (bread wheat) is the source of this 1478-nucleotide messenger RNA. Its product is annotated as salicylic acid-binding protein 2. The record is from RefSeq and is a predicted model, not a curated record. Gene Ontology annotation, molecular function: methyl jasmonate esterase activity; methyl salicylate esterase activity; methyl indole-3-acetate esterase activity. Lineage: Eukaryota; Viridiplantae; Streptophyta; Magnoliopsida; Poales; Poaceae. Gene Ontology annotation, biological process: salicylic acid metabolic process; jasmonic acid metabolic process. The coding region runs from base 92 to 898 and encodes 268 amino acids. The transcript has 3 exons.